UUGUGUUGGUUUAGCAUCUAAAUGGAAGGAUGCAUCAUCUGGACAACAUGUUGAAUAUGAUCAGCGGCCUGAUAUAUUCAGGGGCACGAUAAGAUAUGCAAGUGUCCAUGCACAUUUAGGUCGGACAGGAAGUAGAAGGGAUGAUCUUGAGUCAUUAGCUUAUACAUUGAUAUUUCUCAUUAAAGGAAGAUUACCAUGGCAGGGUUAUCAGGGAGACAACAAGAGUUUUCUUGUUUCUAAAAAGAAAAUGGGUACUUCUCUGGAAUUGAUGUGUUGCUUUUGUCCUGCCCCAUUCAAACAGUCCCUUGAAUCUGUGACAAAUAUGAAAUUUGAUGAGGAACCAAAUUAUGCCAAACUGAUAUCCUUUUUUGAGAGUCUGAUUGAGCCAUGCACGUCACUGAGACCAAUUCAAAUUGAUGGUGCCCUUAAGGUCGGGCAAAAGCGUGGAAGAUUGCUUAUAAAUUUGGAAGAAGAUGAGCAACCUAAGAAGAAAAUACGGCUAGGUAGUCCUGCUACCUAGUGGAUAUCAGUCUACAAUGCCCGUCGUCCCGUGAAGCA
Molecule: messenger RNA, 558 nt
Organism: Camellia sinensis
Lineage: Eukaryota; Viridiplantae; Streptophyta; Magnoliopsida; Ericales; Theaceae
Source: RefSeq, a predicted model, not a curated record